GACGUCGUGGAUCACAUCUGCAAGCUCGCCAAGAAGGGCCUGACGCCAUCCCAGAUCGGAGUGACCCUGCGCGACAGCUUUGGGGUGCCGCAGGUGAGGUACGUCUCUGGGAACAAGAUCCUGCGGAUCCUCAAGCUGAACGGGAUGGCGCCGGAGCUGCCCGAGGACCUCUACUACCUCAUCAAGAAGGCCGUCGCGAUCCGCAAGCACCUGGACAAGAACCGCAAGGACAAGGACUCCAAGUUCCGCCUGAUCCUCGUGGAGAGCAGGAUCCACCGCCUGGCCAGGUACUACAAGCGCGUCAAGUCGCUCCCGGCCACCUGGAGGUACGUGUCCGCCACGGCGUCCACGCUGGUGGCGUGA
Prorocentrum cordatum is the source of this 363-nucleotide messenger RNA. Lineage: Eukaryota; Dinophyceae; Prorocentrales; Prorocentraceae. The record is from the annotation of a GenBank genome assembly.